Messenger RNA from Harpia harpyja (harpy eagle), 2100 nucleotides. RefSeq names its product actin gamma 1 (gene ACTG1). Lineage: Eukaryota; Metazoa; Chordata; Aves; Accipitriformes; Accipitridae. The record is from RefSeq and is a predicted model, not a curated record.
GAAAGAUCUCCAUAUAUGGCGAUGUUCUCGGCCGGGCGGGCGGGGCCGUCGCCCCCCGGGUAUAAAAGCGCGGGGCUGGGAGCGGACGGUCUCACUCAGCCGGCGGCAGCGGACAGGCGGCACCAUCUUCCCCAGCGCCGAGAGCAGCCUCCCCCGCACAGAGCCUCCGCCAUGGAAGAGGAGAUCGCCGCCCUCGUCAUCGACAACGGCUCCGGGAUGUGUAAGGCCGGUUUCGCCGGGGACGACGCCCCCCGCGCCGUUUUUCCCUCCAUCGUCGGGCGCCCCCGGCACCAGGGCGUGAUGGUGGGCAUGGGGCAGAAGGACAGUUAUGUGGGGGACGAGGCCCAGAGCAAGAGAGGGAUCCUCACCCUGAAGUACCCCCUUGAGCACGGCAUCGUCACCAACUGGGAUGACAUGGAGAAAUCUGGGCACCACACCUUCUACAACGAGCUGCGCGUGGCUCCCGAGGAGCCUGUGCUGCUCACAGAGGCUCCCCUGAACCCCAAGGCUAACAGAGAGAAGAUGACGCAGGAUCAUGUUGAGACCUUCAACACUCCAGCCAUGUACGUGGCUAUCCAGGCUGUGCUGUCCCUGUACGCCUCUGGUCGUACCACUGGUAUUGUUAUGGACUCCGGGGACGGUGUCACCCACACCGUGCCCAUCUACGAGGGUUAUGCUCUGCCCCACGCCAUCCUGCGCCUGGACUUGGCUGGCCGUGACCUGACAGACUACCUCAUGAAGAUCCUGACAGAAAGAGGCUACAGCUUCACCACCACAGCCGAAAGGGAAAUUGUCCGUGACAUAAAGGAAAAGCUCUGCUACGUCGCCCUGGACUUCGAGCAGGAGAUGGCCACUGCUGCCUCUUCCUCCUCCCUGGAGAAGAGCUACGAGCUGCCUGAUGGCCAGGUGAUCACCAUCGGCAACGAGAGGUUCAGGUGUCCAGAAGCUCUCUUCCAGCCCUCCUUCCUGGGCAUGGAGUCCUGCGGCAUUCACGAGACCACUUUCAACUCCAUCAUGAAGUGUGACGUGGACAUCAGGAAGGACCUGUAUGCCAACACGGUCUUGUCCGGUGGCACCACCAUGUACCCUGGCAUCGCCGACAGGAUGCAGAAGGAGAUCACAGCCCUGGCACCCAGCACGAUGAAGAUCAAGAUCAUCGCUCCCCCUGAGCGCAAAUACUCGGUCUGGAUCGGCGGCUCCAUCCUGGCCUCGCUAUCCACCUUCCAGCAGAUGUGGAUUAGCAAGCAGGAGUACGAUGAGUCCGGCCCAUCCAUCGUCCACCGUAAAUGCUUCUAAACGGACUGCUGGCAGGUGCGCUGCGCCUGCUGCAUGAGUUGUCUCACUAGUAUAUGUUUGCCCAGGCAAAUCUAUACACCUCAUGCUAGCCUCAUAAAACUGGAAUAAGCCUUCUUUCAAAAGAAACUUGCCCUUGGAAAGUCUGUACCUGAUGUUAGACGCAUGUCGGGCACUGGGAAUGGUCGAGCUGUCACUUUGAUUUGACCUUGUUAUUCGAGUUAACCGUUCCCUCGGUGUACACCUGAGCGAAAUACCCUGUACAGAUCCGCUCCCGGCCGUGGGGCCGGCCUGGCACCUCGCCGCGGAGGAGAGCCCACGCCUGACCGGGGCUCCCGCAGCUCGCUACACUGACAGUGGCCCGUCUCCCCGCGCCCUGGGCCGGGACCGGUGUGUACAGGGUAUUUGGAGUCAGACUUGCCGUACAUCCAGUGUGGAGUAUUCCAGAUUUCCUGUAGAGGCUGGUAGGAGUCCAUCGAGAAUUCACUUCUGUCGCUGCCGUUCUAGCAAGGUUGGGAAAACAUAUCGCAUCCGAGCCUUACGAACCAGUUCUUCAUUCUCCUCCCACCUGUAUCCCAGUCGACAUCACGGGGCUGAAGUUACUCAACUUGAGUUGCUGAAACUUUGCAUUGACACCUGUAAAUUUACGCAUCGUUUUAAUUUAUGUAAGAUUUUUGUACGUUGCCUUAAUGUUCUCACAUGACGGUAGGAAACCAAAAUUUGUAAGUCAUCCUAAAGUUGAGAAAUUGUAAUGCCCAACAACACAUCAUUGUGUAAGGAAAAUAAAAAAAAAAAAACAUACAAAAA